This is a messenger RNA of Macroventuria anomochaeta, 990 nucleotides long. RefSeq lists its product as uncharacterized. The record is from RefSeq and is a predicted model, not a curated record. Bases 16 to 630 code for a protein of 204 amino acids. The transcript is spliced from 2 exons. NCBI's taxonomy places the organism in Eukaryota, Fungi, Ascomycota, Dothideomycetes, Pleosporales, Didymellaceae.
CUUGGUAUACUGGGCAUGGUACAAGAAGAGUUUGGAGACCACGCCAAGGACCUACACACAUAUACCUCGAUCGCAAACCUAUACACUCGGCUCAGUACCUUGAUGUUCGAAGCCUCAGGACUUACAAAGCUACACUGGUGGUUUUAUCUGAGCAUAGCCUUCAACCAGAAAAGGAUCGGCAGGUUACCAUCAUGGGUACCAGACCUACAUAACAACGACGCAAAAUCCAAACGCCAGCCUUACGAAUCGAUGAUAGCCGUUCGGGGUGACCCCCCUUGGCAAGCCAGCUCCAGACCUUGCGGAGCUUCCCAUGGGCCGCAGCCAGGUGAAACCAUACUGCGAGGCAAGCUACUUGAUAAGUUCAUGCUCAUGCACCCCGAAGUCUCUCACUUCCCUGACGAUCCGGCGCCUAGUGAUGGUACUGGUAUGAUAUGGAUGGCCGCCCUCGUUGAUCUUAUCCGAUGGGAAAGCGAGGUCUCAGACGCGGUAUUACAAGGUAAAGCCCGCGGAUUCAUACGAGCUGCUAGCGACGAAAGUGAAAAGCACAGCACAUCUGAGGAUACAUACUGGCGGGCCCUUGUGGCAGGGGUUUUGCGUCGACAUCACAUCCGGUAUGAAAUUCACGCGUGAGAAAUGGCUUCAAUUCCGGGAAGCGGACCAAUGCUUCCGCAGGCAUGUUCCAAGACUCGAGGAACUCAAAAACAAAACCAGCACAGACCCUAGAACCUCCCCGACUGGGCCGGGUCCGAAGAAGAGGCAGCCAUCAUGGACUGCUUCCGCAACCCAGGGCACCCUGUGGCUAGGCCCAUGACUGGUCUUUGCUUCACGCGUGAUCAUCAACUGAUCAAUACGAAGGAUGGAAGGUUUGGGUUCAUAUGCACGGGAGCGCAGACAGGUGACGUGUGCGUCUUUAACGAUUAUGUUUCUCCAUUUGUGCUCAGUGGAGCAGAAGAUAGGGGUGGAGAGGCGAGGUACAUGCUCGUUGGCGAU